Molecule: messenger RNA, 2730 nt
Organism: Adineta steineri
Lineage: Eukaryota; Metazoa; Rotifera; Eurotatoria; Adinetida; Adinetidae
Source: the annotation of a GenBank genome assembly
AUGAGAGUUUAUACACCACUUGGUAAAAAACAACAUGGUACUUUUGCUUUGGAUUUGGCUUCAAAAGUUUUACCUUUCUGUGCUGAAUAUUUCAAUAUUAAAUAUCCAAUUGCUAUACCAGAUUUUGCUUUUGGCUAUGGACAAUUGAGGUCUCUUUUAAUUGAUCCAAAAUCUUCAUCUCUGACUGUACGACAACGUAAUGCAAUGACUAUUUCACAUGAACUUGCACAUCAAUGGUUUGGAAAUUUAGUAACUAUGGAUUGGUGGACUGAUUUAUGGCUUAAUGAAGGAUUUGCUAGAUGGAUUCAAUAUUUAGCUGUUGAUAGAUUUUAUCCUGAACGGGAUGUAUUUUCACAAUUUCUUGUACUAGAUGCUUUGAAAUCAUCACAUCCUAUUGAAGUACCUAUUGGUCAUCCAGCUGAAAUUGACGGAAUUUUUGAUACUAUAUCAUAUGCGAAAGGUUCUUCGGUAAUUCGUAUUACGGGUAAAUCAGGUGAUCAGGCAAUUAUUGAUGAAGCAAAAAACCGCUUUCACCAAUAUAUGAAUGGAAAUUUAAUUGAUCCAAAUAUUCGCCCAGCUGUUUAUGUUGUUGUUUCACCUUAUGGAGAUGAAAAUAGUGCAUUAUCUCGAAUUGGCCGAGAUAUAUCUGGCUUAUGCAAUUUUGUUGAUGAAAAAAUAACGUCUGAAAUUCAAUCAUUUUUUGAUUCAGCUAAUACAUCAACUGUAACACUUACAGAAGUUUUACGUUUUUAUAAAACAACGAAAGGAAGUAAAUUAAGAAUAAUGCGACAAAUACAUAAAAAUUUCAAUAUAGUUUGUUUAUUUGAUGCCUAUAUUAAUUUCGAAGAAAAUAUAGAUAUUCAACAAAUAUUUAAAGAACUCGAUCAAUGUGAACAAUAUAUUCAAUCUAUUUCUUCAAGUAAUCAACUUAUUUUCAUCGUUAGUAAUAAUUUUGGUCAAGAAUUAAUACCCCGAAUUCAUCAACUUUCACAAGUUUAUUCAAUUUAUAUUUAUUGUCAUCAUGAACAAGAAUUCAAUCAACAUUGGACUGAACAAUAUAAUAAGGUGAAAGGCAUUUAUUAUGAAAUUGAUCAAUUGAUUGCAUCUAUAAAAAGUAAUGAAGUAGGAAUUAGAGCGAUCACUGCUGUAGAUGAACCGCUUUCUAUGAGUAUUUGCAAUGUAUCUAAUGAUUAUGAACAAACAACAAGUGACCUCGAUGGUCGAUUUGUUCAUUCACAAUUACUUAUCGAUUGUCUUCUACGAAUGGAACCAUUGUCAACAGAUAAAAAUGAAUUUAUUUCUUUUUGUUUAAAUGAAUAUCAUGAUAAUGAAGAUAUGUUAAAGAUUAUUAAAGAAUUUGAAGAUGAUUAUUCAACAGAUCGAGUAAUAUGGUGGUAUACAAGAGAAACAUUUAUUUAUCGAUUAUUAAAUAAAAGUCUUCGUAUUCAAAAUAUUGAUUUAUUAUUUACUCUUCGAUUCUUAAUUCGUGAUAUAGAACAACAACUUCAACAACAUCAAUGUUCAUCACCUAUAACUGUUUAUCGCGGUCAAUUAAUUUCCAUUGAAGAACUUGAAUUAUUAAAACAAUCAAAAGGCAAAUUAAUUUCAAUGAAUUCAUUUUUAUCUACUAGUCUUAAUCGUAAUACAGCUCUUGUCUAUCUUAAUACGAAUAUGAAUGAUAAUACUAGAUUACAACGAAUAUUAUUUGAAAUAGAUGCUGAUCCUUGUCGAAAUGAUAUUAAACCAUUUGCUAAUAUUUCAUCAUUUAGUUAUUUUCCUACCGAAGAUGAAAUUUUAAUGAUGUUAGGAUCCGUUUUUCGAGUCAAUAAUCUUUAUCUUGAUGAAGAUCAAAUAUGGAUAAUGAAUAUAACUCUUUGUAGUGAUAAUGAUCAUGAUUUAAAAUUGAUUGUUGAUUGUAUGAAAAAUCAAUAUGGUUCAGAACAAACUAGACUUCUUCUAUUUGGACAUGUACUUGUUGAUAUGGCUUAUUUUGAUGAUGCAGAAAAAUAUUAUCAUCGAUUACUCAAAGAUUUAUCUUCUGAUGAUAAAGAUAUUUGUAAUUGUUAUCAUGCAUUAGGUAAAGUUACUUGUGAAAAAGGUAAUUAUGAUGCAAGUCUUAUCUGGCUAUAUAAAUCAUUAGAAAUUAUGAAACAAAAACUAAAAAAAAAUCAUUCACAAAUUGGUUUUAUUUAUACAAGUAUUGGUGAAGUAUAUCAAAAACAAGGUAAUAUAAAACAAGCAUUAGAUUCAUAUGAAAAGGCAUUGAAUAUUUGGAUGAAAACGUAUAAUAAUGAUAAGCAUGAAUAUGUUGCUUGGUGUUUUAAUAAUAUUGCAAAUAUCUAUGUUAUGGAAAAGAAAUAUUCCGAAGCACUUGAAUAUCAUAAAAAAGCAUUAGAAAUUAAAGAAAAACUUCUUCCAUCAUCACAUCCAUGUUUAGGUAAUACAUAUCUUAAUAUUGGUAAUGUUUAUUAUCAUAUUGGUCAAUAUGAUACAGCAUUAAAGAAUUAUGAGUUAUCAAAGAAGACCUAUGAAAUUUCUCUUACUCCUCAACAUCCUUCGAUUGCAAGUGUAUUGAAAAAUAUUGGUAUUAUUUAUGAAGUUAAAUGUGACUUUUCUGAAGCUAUGAAGUGUUAUAAACAAGCAUAUUCUAUUCGUCAGACAUGUUUUUCUUUAUCACAUCCAGAUAUAACUGAUAUCAUACAUGAUAUUGAACGUAUAUCAAAUAAAUAA